UAGUUUAUGUAACGUUGGAUGCUUUCAGGGUUAUCGAAAAAGGAAGAAGAGAUGGAAAUGGCGACCCCUCCCCCUCAGGGUAGCUUCAAUGAUAGUCACAUUUCUCACAAAAAUAACCAAAAUGGCAUCGUGCAAUCCCUCCUCACGGACCUGUACCAGGUCACCAUGGCUUACGCCUACUGGAAGAGCGAAAAGAGACACGAGAUCGCAGUUUUCGAUCUCUUUUUCCGGAAGAAUCCGUUCAAGGGAGAGUUCACACUUUUCGCAGGUCUGGAGGAAUGUCUGAAAUACCUGCAGAACUUUAGAUUCUCCGAGUCGGAUAUCAACUACCUGCGGACCAUCCUGCCCCCGUCUGUAGAGGAGGAGUUUUACGACUACCUCGGGUCGCUGGAUGCCUCGGAGGUGAGCCUGUACGCGGUGCCGGAGGGGACCGUGGUGUUCCCGCGCGUGCCGCUCAUCACGGUGGAGGGCCCGCUGCCCGUGGUACAGCUGAUGGAGACAACACUUCUCAACUUAAUCAACUAUGCAAGUCUUGUAGCAACCAACGCAGCCAGAUUUCGGAUGGCUGCGGGAAACAAGCAGCUUCUGGAGUUUGGUUUGAGGCGAGCGCAGGGGCCAGACGGAGCACUGUCAGCCUCAAGAUACUGCUACAUUGGGGGCUUUGACGGCACCAGCAACGUUCUGGCGGGAAAGAUGUUCGACAUUCCGGUGCGAGGAACCCACGCGCACGCCUUCGUCACCUCCUACGUAGGUCUGCAGGAUCUGAAGAACAGGCUGCUGACACCAUUAGACGGAGAUUCUCCCACAGAUUUUGUCUCCGCUUGUCUGGAGUUGCGUGAAGAGGUUUGCAAGACACUGGACGUUCUCCACGAGGAGACAAAGGAAAGCGAACUCACAGCCUUCAUAGCGUACGCCACGGCUUUCCCCAAGGGAUUUCUGGCCUUGGUGGACACAUAUGAUGUCUUAAGGAGUGGCGUCCCUAAUUUCUGCACAGUAGCGUUGGCCCUGCACAGACUGGGCUACAGGGCCAUUGGCAUCAGACUGGACAGUGGGGACCUGGCCUACCUCUCCAAAGCGGUCAGACAACACUUUAGGAAAAUCGCUGACCGGUUUGAAGUCCCAUCCAUGGCAAACUUCACCAUUGUAGCCAGCAACGACAUCAACGAGGACACCCUGCACUCUCUUAACCAGCAGGGCCAUGAGAUUGACUCCUUUGGUAUCGGUACACACCUGGUGACGUGUCAGCGACAGCCAGCUCUGGGCUGUGUCUUUAAGGACUCUGAAUCUCCCACUCUCUACUGGGUCUUUCAGCUUGUGGAAGUAAAUAAACAGGCCCGGAUCAAGCUGAGCCAGGAUAUGGACAAGGUGACUCUGCCUGGCAAGAAGAACAUCUACAGACUCUACUCGCAUGAGGGCCAUGCUCUGAUUGACCUGAUGCAGCGCCCCCACGAGCAGCCGCCCGACAACGAGAGGAGGGUUCUCUGUAGACACCCGUUCGAGGAGUCCAAGCGAGCAUACGUGUCACCCGGGACAGUCCAACUAUUGCAGAAGCUAUACUGGACUAAGGGAGAGAUUCAGGAGUACUUGCCAUCGUUGAAAGAGAUCAGGGAGAGGGCAAUACAGUCCCUGGCCACACUUAGGGAGGACCACAAGAGAGCACUCAACCCAACUCCAUAUAAGGUGGCAGUGAGUGCAGACCUGUACCAGUUCUUACAUGACAUGUGGUUGGACAAUGCUCCCAUUGGUGAGCUGUCUUAACCAAUCACGGAGCAGUAUAUGUCUGGUGAAGCCAGCCAAUCCAGUGGAAACACAGACUUACUAAGGAUAAUGCCAGUAAAGUUUGUCCUAAGAAAUAUGAAAUUAUCUGUAAAAUGAAUAGCAAUAUAUUUUAGGACAAGGUGAGAAAGAAAAAUUGGUGUAAUUUUAAGCUUUUUCAUGGUGUCACAUGCACAUGAUCUAUUGCAAUAUUUGGCAUGCAAAGUUUAUUUAAUAGAUUUGCUGGCUUUAACUGAAAAAUACAGUUGAGAACCCCCCAUUUAUGAAAGUGCAAUGUUCCCAUAUCAACUUCUGCCUACAGAGAUUGUACUGUAGUUUGGAUGAGUCCAUAUCAGAAAAGGGGUGAAUCGAGGUUAUCCCUGGCAAUUUGUUUAACAUAAAUGCAAAAACUGUGCUUCAUGGCUGAAUCACAAGUAGUGUAUGUAGAUGAUAUUUUUAGUGUGAGUUUUUUGUGAUCACAUUCUUGUGGUUACAUCAAAUAACCAGAAGUGAAAAUCAUGACGAUACUAAUUGUACAUUUAUUGUAUAUUGAAUAUAGACUUAAAAGUAAUAAGCAAAGGUUACUUCUUGGAGUGACACAAUGAUGAUCAUAUGAUAUGAUACUUUUACCUGUUGAGCUGGUAGGCUCGAUUUCAUAAAUUUUCAGUCCUUUUUGGUUACUUUAUCAGUAAAUCUGAAAAGUACAAAUGAAUCCAAUCUGUUGGAAACAAGCUGUGGUCAUGUGGUUUAGUAAUAACAAUUUUGAACCACAAGGUCAUUGAUUGAAGGUCAUUCAGCCAAUCUUUAAGCACUCUGGACGAUGACUUACAUGCUGCUGGAAGGAGUUUCCAUCUUUCUGAGGCCGGGGACACCAAGCCGUCACUCCCAUAUAUCUAAAAAGAGCCGUAUAUUAAAAAACCCACUACAUUAAAGGCCAUGUUGAUAUGUUGAUUGAUUACUGUAAAUGCAUUUAAGUUCGCGGGGAUUUAAUUUUGCGGUACCGGGUAGUGGGAAAAGGGACUUUUCGCAGUGGUUUAAAGUUCGUGGUAGCACCGUGCACUUUAGUCUCUUAAUGCCAUGGAAAAAUGUUCCCGGUAGUUUUAAAUUCACGGUGAAGCGGUCACCGCAAAAACCGCAAACAUUAAACCACCGCGAAAGUUUCUGCAUUUACAGUAUAUGGAUGACAUCCACACAUGCCUCAAUUUUCAGCUGCCAAAAAGGUUUCAACCCCAAGUCAUAAAUAGCUGCUGCAAAGUUAGCAAAUAUGUGCCGACAAUUGCAAAACAUAAAUAUCAGAAACAGAUAAUGUCAUAGAAUACCAUCGUCAGAGAGGAAUAUGUACAAGAACAAAAAUGAAUCCAUUGUUCGAUAUGCCAUAUUCUGUGUGUUCAGUCAUUUGUUCAAUCUUCCUGACCACUUCCAUUUCAUUAUGAAGGAAACUACUGUAAAUGCGUUUAAGUUCGCGGAGAUUUAAUUUCGCGGUAGCGGUAAAAUGGACUUUUCAUGGUGGAUUUGAUUUCGCGGUAGCACCAUGCAUUGUAGUCUCUUACUGUUAUGGAAAAAUGUUCGCGGUGGUUUUAAAUUCGCAGUGAAGUGGCUGCCGCAAAAACCUCGAACAUUAAUCCACCGCGAAAGUUUCUGCAUUUACAUAUCUUUUUUUAUUCUCACUCUUACAUCAGUUUUGGAGGUCCUUGAGGAUGUCAUCCAUAUGAUCAAAUCAACAUGGCCUUUUUAAUGACAAAAGUAGAAUGUAUAAUUGGAAUCAUGUGUAAAUCACUUUCACAUCUUGUACUUAAAAAGAGUACAGAGAAUGGUGCGGUCGUUCACUGGUUAUUUUGAAUCUGGUCUUGAUUGAGGAAUGGAAUUGAAUGUGCAACAGUCUACACAUCCAAUAAAGAAAAACGGUGAUGCA
This is a messenger RNA of Branchiostoma floridae (Florida lancelet), 3667 nucleotides long. Its product is annotated as nicotinate phosphoribosyltransferase-like. Gene Ontology annotation, molecular function: nicotinate phosphoribosyltransferase activity. Lineage: Eukaryota; Metazoa; Chordata; Leptocardii; Amphioxiformes; Branchiostomatidae. The coding region runs from base 19 to 1758 and encodes 579 amino acids. Gene Ontology annotation, biological process: NAD+ biosynthetic process. The record is from RefSeq and is a predicted model, not a curated record. The transcript is spliced from 14 exons.